AUGUCGUCCUCGGGCUCGUCCUUUACUUCCUCGUCGCUCGGUCGCCCGCCAACAUACGGACGAACAUACGUCAGUCCGGUUGAUUCAACCUGGACUCCCACCUCCGGCAUAUCAACCAUUUCUGCUCCGACCACCGAGGGGUCGGGAACUGGGACCUCGGUACUCGAUUUGGGACCCCCGGGUUUCCAGGCAACAAUAAUCCUUUUUCAAGAUACUCCUGACGAACGAGUCGUUUACUUGGGGCCUUGGGAAGUGGUGGGCUCUGAGCAGCGCCGUGUUCUGUGGCAGGGUAGCUACCAGAACGAAUUGCUCGAACACUUCUUGCCCUCCGACACACCCUCCGACAUAUAUCCUCAUACCCUCCACUCGCGCCAUCGCCCGUACUAUGACCCUUCGGACAUGGAAAGAUAUCUCACGUUUCAGGAACCUCACCGGAUUCGGUACACAACGGACGAGGGUGUUUGUAUACAUGACCAGUACGUCACGAUCAGAUACGAGUUCACGACAGUCGAGAGCUCUAUUCAAUUUCAGGGAGAUUUGCGCAGAAAGGACCUAGUUGAUUUCUAUGACGUCGACGUCGUUUGGACAAACGUCCAUGGUCGCACAGAUGGCUUCGGCAAGGUGAAGGGGAUCGGUGCGAUCCAGAGACUCAAGCUGUGGAGGGAUCGAUAUACGACUUUCCACUCCCUCAGCGUGUGUGCGAAUAAGACGGAUGGCCAAUACCGAGAGUAUGAUAUUCACUCGUUCGACGGGGAACUGCGCGGGAGGGACGACCGCGCAAAACAGCUUCGACUCAAUGCGUCUGGCAGGCGGCAGACUUCGGGCGACGACCAGCACUCACACCGACGCUUUUCACUGCCGCAUCGUAUGCGAUCUCGAACCAGAACGAAUGACUCCUCCGAGCCAAGAUCAUUGCAGCAGCCGACUCUCGACAUACGAUAUCUGGCCAUCCAGUUCACUGAGCGUCAAGCAUACCGACGAUUUAUCGAGACCUGGCUUUAUUGCCACAGUUCGGACCGCGAAUUCAACGGCAUCCCAUUUCCACCAAACCACUUCGAAUUGCCCUCGCCGCAGAUUUUGCCGGGACAUUCUCCCGAUUUGCCGGUGUCAGGAUGGCCGAACCACAUGCUCGAAUCGGUGCCAGAGCCCUCGGAUGCGGCCGAAGCUACGCCUUGA
Fusarium mangiferae is the source of this 1176-nucleotide messenger RNA. RefSeq lists its product as uncharacterized. The record is from RefSeq and is a predicted model, not a curated record. The transcript is spliced from 4 exons. NCBI's taxonomy places the organism in Eukaryota, Fungi, Ascomycota, Sordariomycetes, Hypocreales, Nectriaceae. Bases 1 to 1176 code for a protein of 391 amino acids.